CCCCGCCUCUUCCUCUUUCCUCCUCCUCCUCCUCCUCCUGCUCUUCCUCCUCUUCCUCUCUCCCCAGACUUGUCUCCCAUUCGCUUUCGAAGCUCGAAAUUCCGCAGCUGCGCAGGCGCCCUUGAACGUCCCCGCGGCUGCAGAUGCCUUGCGGGGUGUGGUGACAAUUUUGGGAAAAGUUCUCGACGAGCACUCACCUUGUGUGGCUGUUUCCUGUCUGCGUGUGUUUGGAUGCCAGCGAGGCAGGAUGGAGUCAUGCAUGAUGAAGCCUGAAGAGAAGAAGAAAACCAAGUCCAAAUUGCCUCCCUGGCCUCCCGAGACUUCCAAAAAUGAGGCAGAGAUAUUGGAAAAGCCCACUCCCGUUGUGCCGCCGCGCCCCAAGUACAACGAACUGAGCCAAACCCAAUAUCGCCUAAAAAGAUUAGAGACGAACGGCGAGGCCGGCCCAACCGUGAGUCAAACGGAGACGAAGGAAAAAAAGCCCGAACCUCCGGUGCCGGCGCCGAGACGGGCGGAGCAGGAGAGGAACCGGACGAGCAGACACAGCCAGCGCGACAGCGACGACAAGCGGAUUUCCGCGGGAAGCGCCCAGUCAGAUGCAUCCGAUGACCCGAAGCAGACGCGUCCGUCCCGCCUCACGGCCAAGUUGCAAAAAAGCCUGAAAGACAAAAAACCCACGUUUAUCAGUCACGUGACUGACGACCAGGACAGAGGUGACGACGCUCCGGACAAACGGGCCAGCGCCAACAAACCGGGUGUCCUGAAAGGCGUGAUGAAGCACUUGAGGUCCGGGCCCAAGGUCGCCGGAGGCGAGGCGGCUCCCGAGGCCGACAAGGACGACGCGGCCUCGGAAAAGGAACGGCCGGCCGGCGACAAGGCCAAACACGACAAAAGUUCCGAAUCCAAACAAGAAUUUGGCAGUCUGCUCACAGGAAUGUUCCGGAAACCUCCCGUAGUGACGGUCGGUAACGUGGACAGCGAUUCCGAGGCGAACGAAGACGACGAGAAACCGUCAGAACGAUCAAAUGCUGGAGGGAUUUUCAACGGGAUCUUCAAGAAGAAACCUGCAGAAGGGCCUCAGCCGGAUGAGGAGCAGCCCGACAGCGGCGACAAUCUGUCGCAGAAGUCUUCGUCGGAGGAAAAAGGAGGAUUCUUCGGCGGGAUUCUCCGAAAAUCUCCCAAGAUUCCAAAAGAGACGCCGGCCGAGCAGGAUGCCGAGGAGCUCCGCGGCAAUCUCUCGGGCAGCUCGGACAGCCUGUCGGAGAAUAAGGAGAAAGGAGGUUUGUUUAGCGGAUUCCUCAAGAAGACUCCCAAAGUCGGCGCUGAGGAGAGCACGCUCGCACAGAAAGAAAUGUCAGCGAGCGAUGACAGCCUGUCUGAUGCCCCAAAGGCUAAAGAGAAAGGAAGCGCAUUCGGCGGAAUGUUCAAGAAGUCGCCCCGACCGGCCGACUCAGAGGAACCACAAGACGACGAGCGCUCGGUGGGCGGCGACGGCGCCUCCGAGGAAAAUAAGGAAAAAGGAGGAAUUUUUGCUGGAUUCUUCAAGAAGGCCGCCAAAGCGCCACAGUCCGAGCAGGACGAGAGCGAGCCUAAAAAGUUGUCAGCCAGCAGCGAGAAUUUAGCCGAGGGGAAAGCGGAGAAAGAUCGAGCCCGUUUUGGGGGCUUCUUCAAAAAGACUCCCAAAGGAGACAGGCUUGAAUCAUCAGAUGGUGAGGAGGAUGACGAGCAGCCGGCGGCAGCGGGAGCGAAAGGCGACGACGAUGACGCCCCCAAGACCGCCAACAAGGACAAAAACCUUUUCAGCAACAUGUUCAAGAAGCCUCCGAAGCCUGCAGAGGGCGACAAGGAGGCGGAGCUAAAGAGUGAAGGGCCAACAUCCGGGAGCUCAGAGAACCUGCCGGAAAACGUCCCCAAGGGGAAAAAAGGAGGCCUGGCCGGCAUCUUCAAAAGAACCUACAGCAGCGACAAACUGGUGGACGAGGACAAGGAGAAGUCGGCGAGUAACGACAAUUUGUUGGAAAAUGCCAACGCCAAGGACAAAGAGAAAAGCAUUUUCAGCGGCAUAUUCAAGAAAGCUCCAAAAUUAGCCGACGAGGCCGUUGUGGAUGAGGACUCGAAAGGCGGCGAGGAGAAGAAAUUAUUGGCCAGCGAUGAAAAUCUGACAGAAGAAAACACAGCAAAGGAAAAAUCGGGAGGUUUAGCGGGAAUGUUCAAAAAGUCGCCCCAACCGGCGCCGCGCUCCAUCGCCACCAAGGAUCCUCUCAGUGACGACAGGGAGGCGGAAAGUGUCAAGGAUGACUUGUCAGGAGACGAACUGUCAGGCAGUUCUGUCAAUCUUGUCGCUGGCACCGCGAAGGAGAAAAAAGGAGUCUUUACGAGCAUGUUCAAGAGGACCCCCAAAACUGUGGACAAAGAGGUUAGGGUGCGCUUCAUUUGACAACCGUAGAUAAGUUAGCGCGCGCUAAUCCGCCCUCGAUGCUC
Molecule: messenger RNA, 2481 nt
Organism: Syngnathoides biaculeatus (alligator pipefish)
Lineage: Eukaryota; Metazoa; Chordata; Actinopteri; Syngnathiformes; Syngnathidae
Product: nucleolar protein dao-5-like
Exons: 36
Coding region: 248-2437 (729 amino acids)
Source: RefSeq, a predicted model, not a curated record